Messenger RNA from Cajanus cajan (pigeon pea), 1626 nucleotides. RefSeq names its product endonuclease/exonuclease/phosphatase family protein. NCBI's taxonomy places the organism in Eukaryota, Viridiplantae, Streptophyta, Magnoliopsida, Fabales, Fabaceae. Gene Ontology annotation, cellular component: PML body; cytoplasm. Gene Ontology annotation, molecular function: 5'-tyrosyl-DNA phosphodiesterase activity; single-stranded DNA binding. The record is from RefSeq and is a predicted model, not a curated record. Gene Ontology annotation, biological process: double-strand break repair.
UAGUAAUAGGUGCCGUUUUGGGAGAAGAUCGUUGGAAUUCGAAGCGGUGCGUUUUGAUUGCGGAGCAUGAAAUUUGAAAUGAGUUUAAUGCGAUUACUAGUCUGCAUCUCUUCAUCUUCUUCUUCUUCUCUUAUCGUAAACCCUAGAAAAAUUAAAACUGUUUGCAGUCCUUAUGCAAUGUCUUGGGCAUGCAAAAAAUGCACCUUUCUGAACCCCCCUUCUCAGAAAUCGGAAUGCAAAAUCUGCCUGUCCCCUGCAUCCCCAAUGGGUCCUUCUUCUUCGUCUUCGUCAUCCCCAAAAUGGUCGUGCAAGGCCUGCACUUUCUUAAACCCUUACAACAACCCCUCUUGCCAGGUUUGCGGCACUCGCUGCCUCUCCAAUCUCAAAGACUUGGACGACGCUACUGAACACGAUUCUUCUGUUGGCUCUGUUUUCUUCCCUCUUCGACCCUGCAACAAGAGAAAGGCCAUCGACCACCACGAUUCUUCUGAGAGGGUCAAUCUGAAGCUCAAGCUAUCCCAAAAGGCUACCGAUAUCACCGGUGAUGAGGAUACUGAUUCAGGAAAAGAUUUUAGUUCGUUUAAGAUAUUGAGUUACAAUGUUUGGUUCCGGGAAGACUUGGAGUUGCACAAGAGGAUGAAGGCUAUUGGCGACCUUGUUCAAUUGCAUUCGCCUGAUUUAAUUUGUUUCCAGGAAGUUACUCCCAAUAUAUAUGACAUUUUCAAGCAAUCCACAUGGUGGGGUGUAUAUCGUUGUUCUGUUUCUUCUGAGAUGGCUUAUUCAAGACCCUACUUUUGUAUGCUGUUAAGCAAAUUGCCUGUGAAAUCUUUCAGCAAUAAGCCCUUCAGCAAUUCUAUAAUGGGAAGAGAACUUUGCAUUGCUGACGUUGAAGCUGCAAGUGGCAAGUCAUUAGUGGUUGCCACUAGCCAUCUUGAGAGUCCCUGUCCAGCCCCUCCAAAAUGGGAUCAAAUGUACAGCAAGGAAAGAGUAGUGCAGGCCAAUGAGGCUAUAAAUCUUCUUAAGAAACAGCCAAAUGUUGUUUUUGGAGGUGACAUGAAUUGGGAUGACAAACAUGAUGGUCCAUAUCCUUUACAAGAUGGAUGGAUUGAUGCCUGGUCUCAGCUAAGGCCAAAUGAAAAUGGUUGGACUUAUGACACCAAAUCAAACCAGAUGUUGACAGGCAACCGUACUCUCCAAAAGCGAUUAGAUCGCUUUAUAUGCCAUUUCCAUGAUUUUAAGAUAGCUAGUGUUGACAUGGUUGGGAUGGAAGCAAUACCUGGUGUUUUAUACAACAAAGAGAAGAAAGUAAGAAAAGAGGUGAAACAACUGGUACUCCCUGUUUUACCCAGUGAUCAUUAUGGCCUGCUUUUGACAAUUUCUAGCAAGUAAUGCCGGUCUGGAGAAUCUGGCUGGUGAACCCAUUUUUUGAUGUUCUCACUCUCUGUUGUUGCUGUAUCUAAGGCACGCUUUGCAUGAAUUUUGUGUAGAUUACAUGGGAAAAUGUUAUGGAAACGUUACUAACAUUGUACAUGGGGACAAGAUGCUGUAUUUUUCAGAACUUCUAUAUAUCUCGGAUAGUAGAUAUAAUUUUCCUUUCUCAAAGUAUUGCACUUGCUUUGCUUUUAA